Molecule: messenger RNA, 190 nt
Organism: Funneliformis mosseae
Lineage: Eukaryota; Fungi; Glomeromycota; Glomeromycetes; Glomerales; Glomeraceae
Source: the annotation of a GenBank genome assembly
UGGCAACACAUAAUUCGAAACUUAGACGCAUACUGGUUAGAAAUGCAAAUUUCCUGAGCACGGAUCAGAAUGUUAUCACGGCUCCCCACAUUGCAACAACCUCAAAAUACGCAAACCUUAAUGAAAAGCUCAUUAAAGAAUGUGUUAUCAACCGAGAAUAUCAAGAAGAACUGACAUUUUUAGCAAAAAC